This is a messenger RNA of Folsomia candida, 3515 nucleotides long. RefSeq lists its product as uncharacterized. The record is from RefSeq and is a predicted model, not a curated record. Lineage: Eukaryota; Metazoa; Arthropoda; Collembola; Entomobryomorpha; Isotomidae. Gene Ontology annotation, molecular function: RNA polymerase II cis-regulatory region sequence-specific DNA binding; DNA-binding transcription factor activity, RNA polymerase II-specific. The coding region runs from base 178 to 3033 and encodes 951 amino acids. The transcript is spliced from 11 exons.
ACCAAACAACACAUGUUCAAUUUUCAUAAAAAUGUGCACCUCUUUGGUCAUUGUUUUAAAAUAUUGUGUAUUGUUAAAAUAAAAUAAUAUUCAAAUUUCCAUGUAUAACAAUAUUCGUUAAGUUUAUAUUUACAUUCUCUUGCCUAACUGUGAACUGAAAAGGUGAAAUACAAAAUCAUGGGUCGCAUAAGCAAACGGAAACGACACGUGCAGAAGUUGGCUCAGCGAAGGGUGGCCAUAUCACGUGACAAGAAACAACGAGAUUAUCAAGUUUCCUCAGUAUUUCCAGGAGAAUUAUCCACCGACGAGGUAAUCGAGGCGAUAGAAGAGGAGGAGGACAUUAUUGUCCCGAUAAUCUGUAUCAUUUGCUGUUGUCCUGUUCCCCAAAAGAACAAAAAGUAUCCCACCCGAGUGAAAUUUCUGCUGGGACACGUCGUCCCAUAUUCGCACACACACUUUCGCCAGGAAGAGAUUGAACAGCACAUCGACCUCUGUGCCUCAUGUGUGCGUCUUGUCGGCCAAGGGGAACAAUUACAUGGCGCGAUUGUCCGCCUGGAGAAGGAGUUGGACCAGGUGAAGAACAAUGUCAAGAAAUUGGUGCAGAAUUCCACCCUCGCUAAGCAGGAGGGGGAGGACGGGGAAAAGUUGGUGGUGGAAAAAAUUUACAGAAAUAUUCGCGAACAAUUGUUGAGUGACUUCGCUGGAGAGGAGGACCAAGAAAACUUUUUCGUCGCGGACUGGGCAGGAGUAGACUUUGAUGAGAAUGAAGAACAGCAGACGGAGAAUAUUUUCAGAGCGGAAAUUGGAAAUGAUCCCUUAGAAUUUGGAGAGGAUUCAGUAGUUGAAGAAUCUAUUGCGAAUUCAGAUUCAAGUAUUGAAAAUAUAACCAGUGCAGAUUCAAAUAUUGCGAAUUCCAUCGCUGCAAUUUCAAAUUCAGUAGUUUCUGGUGUUAAACAAGAUUACAGAAAUUUUCCAGAAUUUCAGAAGCUACACAAGGGCAAAGUUGUAGCUACGUAUUCGAAAACGACUCCUAAAAGAAGCAUUGCUCCAAUCAAAAUUAGCAAGUUAUUGAAGGUGCAACACAAAGAUAAGAAAAAAUAUAUCCCAAAACCAAGCUUUGAAAAGUCUAAAAUCCCGACAGUAAAGAAACCUAGUGUAUUAAUACAUCAAACGGGGAUUUUUGGUCACCUCGUGACCCCGUCGAAGACUGGAGGGAAUUUUAGCCUGCCCUUAGUCAUUGAUGAACCGAUAUCGGUCCCGGAGGUUCGAAAGCUACCUGAGCUCACCACCCCCACAAAAAGUGGGAAUUAUCCUUGUGCCAUUUGUCCAGAUAGGUUCGAUACCCCCGUGGAGGCCACUUUACACCGGAAAUUUAUUCACCCAGGUCUCACCCUUUGCGCUAGUCCAGUUCUAAGUCUCCAAUACGGAAAAAUAUUCAGAUCUUGCGACGUAAAACGUCACCGGAUAGAAAGUCAUCCACUCCUUCGGUGUCCCGAAUGCAGGGAAUCGUUCACCUCCACGGACCGAUUAGCGUCUCACGUGGAGACAGUUCAUCACCCGGACGGAUCUGCGUUACCACCACUGCCAGAAUUUGGAUAUGAUGUCAAAUUAAUCCCGUGGGUGAUCCCGAUGACGAAGGAUGAAAUCCGAGAAGCGACCCGGGAUCAAGGAUUCUUUCGCGUUAAUUUAACCAGGGUAGAAAUUAAGGACACGUCUCCGCAACACGUGGUCGUCGAGCAAGCUAUUGGUGAAAAUGUUGAUGAAGCAGUCCCCUCUGGUUUGGUAUCUCAAAUGACGAACGAAUCAAACAAUGAGCAAGAAAUUCUGAAGAAUGGGACGGAUUCUGUAGCAAAGAAUAUUUCCACCACUCCAAAUGCGAACGUUUUUUCUACCGAAUUAACUCAACCUGUUCCACUGAAACUAAAGAAAAAGAAAAUUAUUUACAACUGUGGCGUCUGCAAUACAAAAUUCCCCGUGCAAUCCGAUCUCCUCCAACAUUUGGCUGAUGCGCACAAUCAAGCCCCGAAAUUCGGUUGUUUUGUGUGUCUCAAAGAAUUCACUUCGCUCAGUGAAUGCGAAGCGCACGUUUUAUCCGACCACCCUGACACCAAAGUACACAAGCAAAAGGUCAAAAUGAACACACGAAACAUUGACAAGAUCCCACAAAAUAAGUAUCGGAUGUGGCCCUUUAUGUGUAAACUGUGUCGGUUACGAUUCAUCUCGCUUCCCGUGCUACAGGAACAUAUCAAAUCGGAGGAUCACGUAAAAACGGUGGAAUUAGGGCGAUUGGAAACUUGCCCACGACAUGGAUGCGAGGACAAGUAUCGUGGCCAAGCAGAGUUGGAUUCUCAUCUUGCGGAACACAGGAAAAUUAAAUGUCCCCAGUGCCACUUUAAAUUUGCAGAUUCCAACCUCCUCCUACACCAUCGGGUCCGAUGUCAUAAAUACGUCCUCACAGAAGCAGAAUCUUUACAGCCAGUUGUGCAUCCAUGUCGUGUUGAAAAUUGUGGAAAACUAUUUUCCAGCUUUAACCACAAAGCGCGACUCGCAAAGCACAUGGCGAGCACGCACGGAAUAGGAGAACACACGUGUCACCAAUGUGGCAAAGUUUUUUCAGAAUUGCGUCUCCUCAAUCACCACGUGAAACACGUGCACGACAAGGUGCCAGGAAAGCAUAUGUGCGACAUUUGUGGGAAACGUUUCACUAAAAGGCGUUACCUUAACAGCCAUCGACCAAUUCAUGGCGAAGAGCGCCGUUUCCUUUGCUCCGAGUGUGGAAAAUCGUUCAAAACCAGUACGAGUUUAACAAUUCAUAAAUACUCGCAUGACCCGGAGCGUUGGACGAAACAUUAUCCGUAUCGGAUUCUAGUGGAAAAACGGCUUCAAACCCAGAGAAAAAGAGAGGCAGCGGCAGCAUCGAUUUCCGGUGGUCCAACUACUGUAACGAAGAGGAGGACGCGAAAAUCCAAUAUUUCCGGAGCAGAAAUAGUCGACCAAUUUGUCAGUACUGAAGAGGAGGAAGUUCAAAUGUGAAAUUCAAUAGUUCGGUAAUACCGAACUUCGGUUCCAAGCAGGAAUUUAAUGUUAUUUAUCUCACCUAUAUUUUUUUUUGCAUGAAAGCAAAUACUUCUGUGAUAAUAUAAUUUGUACGUUAUUAUUAUUAUUGUUUAACUACAUAUAUUAUUCAUUACUUGAAAACAAGCAUUGUGUUGGAGUGAGUGAGUUAGAAGUGCAGCAUAUUUGACGUUAUAAAUUAUUUAUCUAUGUAUUUACAUAUUUAUGUGUAAUAAACGGCAAAUGUAUUUACUUAUGGUAUAUAAGUUGAUAGAUAUAUAUGUAAUACAUGAACUUAAAUGUUCUACAUAUUUACAUGCAUGCGAAUAUUUGUCUCCCAAAUAAUCUUCAAAAUGUCAGUGUUACACUAAACACAUAGGCCAACCUGACAUACAUCCAGAAGUAUUUGUUCACUUUUAAAGCUAUGUAAAUAAAUCUGUAUUUUCUCAUUACCAGGAAAA